Molecule: messenger RNA, 1444 nt
Organism: Xenopus laevis (African clawed frog)
Lineage: Eukaryota; Metazoa; Chordata; Amphibia; Anura; Pipidae
Gene: gldc.L
Product: glycine dehydrogenase (decarboxylating), mitochondrial-like
Exons: 5
Coding region: 989-1444 (151 amino acids)
Source: RefSeq, a predicted model, not a curated record
CUUGAAUGCAGCCUGAAGAAAAUGACAACCCUCAAAGUUCCAAGAAAGUAUCCACACUGGACUCCUCGGGGAAACAACGGGCAAUUUAGCCAAUGAGCCACCGUGAUGGUUCCUGUGUGGACUAGUUCCAGAUGACCAUAACAACCCAAUGUCCUAAAGUAGCAUUCACUCUUGAAUGCAGCCUGAAGAAAAUGACAACCCUCAAAGUUCCAGGAAAGUAUCCACACUGGGAUUUGAACCCUGGAUACCUCGGGGAAACAACCAGCGCUUUACCAACUGUGCCACAAGGUUGGCUUUUGUGAAGAGCAGUUACAGAUGACCAUAAUAACCCUAUGUCCUCUUGGGCCUCUUCAUUGACUGGCAGUACCGGCAGUCCAUCUUCCGCCUAACAGAGUCAAUACAAACCCAAGAUACCUUUCAAAAGGUAGCUUCCUCAAUAGCCAAAUAGUUAAGGAGCGUGCCUACGAUACCGAAGGUUGUGAGAUUGUUUCCCACCUGUGCCAGGACUGGAUGGACCGCUGCCUAUCAAGAGGUGGAAACAAAUCACAAUGCCUGCCUGUGCCAAAAGCUCAGAUGGUGGACAGUUGGAGUGAUGGAAGGGCAAGCUGUCUGCUCCUAGGUUGAUUGCUAAGAGGGGGCUGGCGCUAACCUGCCUGUGAUGGAAAGCAGCAUCCUUGCUAAAAAAGGAUGUGGGCAGUACCCAUUGUUUAAAAGGGUACUGCCCCUUUUUCUUACAGGGGUUACCUGUAAGAUGCCCCCCUGUCCUUCUUGGGGCAUGCCUUGCAUCAGCUCGCGGUGGACCUUGGUCAGGUGUUUCACAAAGACAGGCUUCUGAAGAUAGCUUGAAAAAAAAUUUGAGAAGCUGAUUAGCAAAGGCAGCUUUCGGCGCUUUACUGAAUCGUAAAUAUCAGUAACUCAUUAAUGCAGCUCGAGAGAAAAAAACACAGUCAAUAUUAACCCCGGGUACGUCACGAAUGGGGGCUCCUGAAUGGUCAAGUUGUUGCCGGGAUCCUGCACAAUGAAAUUUAAUAGUUCUUCUGAACUUACAGCAAUUACUUGGUCAGCUUUUGCCAAUAUACAUCCAUUUGUGCCUCUAGAUCAGGCCCAAGACUUCCAGCAGCUAUUCCAAGAGUUGGAGAAGGAUCUAUGUGAAAUAACAGGAUAUGAUUAUAUAUCCUUCCAGCCAAACAGUGGAGCUCAGGGUGAAAAUGCUGGCCUGGCUGCAAUCAAGGCUUACUUGAAUGCGAAAGGAGAGCACCACCGGACAGUUUGCUUGUGGCUGGAGAAAAAAACAUCUGAUCUCUUGGUGCUGCAGGGUCGUGGUCCACUGCCUCCGCGCUCAAGUCUGACAUCACAUCCCCACAACAGUCACUUGAUUCUGCGUUCAACUUCACUUCUCUGCAUCGAUCGCUUAGUUAAUGGUGUCUUCACUACCAGAGCUUAG